AUGACCGUGUCUGCUCCCGUCAGGUUAAUUCCCAGUCCUCCAGAUCUCUUCAUGAACUUCUCCAGGAUGUCCAACACCUUGGUCAUCUGCGUGAAAAUCAACACCCGGUGUCCCUUUGGGAUCAGAUCCAGCAGCAAACUCGACAGUUUCUGCAGUUUACCACAGUCGUACUGCAAAAGCGAUUUGUCCGGGAACGUCACCGACAACUUAAUCUGCGCCUGGUGGAACGGAUUGUCCAGCUGCUGCUGCCGUAUCUCGGCUUGCACCUGGUCAGGAAUCUCCAAGUCAAUUGUGUUCUGGGUAACCACCUUGGGAGUGACAAAGGCAUACUUUUCGACAGUGUCAGUCAGCGAUUGGGCCCUCGUGGAAACAGACUGCACGAUCUUGAGUUCUUCCAGCUGGUUGAAGUUUUCCUUGCUGAACCGUUCAAAUUUCACCAAAUCCAACAGGUUCGACGAGUUGUCAAACUUGGGCUCAACAGGCUUCAAAUCAGCCUCCAGUUGCUGGAUCUGCUCCUUAAACAAUUUGGAAGCUGAAACUUCUCUUAAACUGUCCGCGUUGAACGAAUUCCAGCUAGAAUCCCGCGUUGGAGUCAGGUUCAAGAAACCAAGGUCAACCGACGGUUUCUGCGAUCUCCUAAGAUGGCCGCGAACAACCAAGUCGCUCAGCUCGAAACUGGAAGCAACGUUCUUCUCCAUUGCCAAACUCGUCAAGAUCGGUCUCACCUCGAACAAAUCUGGAUGGUUGCAAACUUUUCUCAACUGCAUCAAACAAUUGAUGAUACUUAAGAAGUUUCCGCUGGCAAGUGUCUCUCUAGUCUGCGCUCUGCUCAUGAAAUCAUCGUACAACAGUCUCUGUCUCUUGGAAAGACGGCAAUAA
This is a messenger RNA of Ogataea philodendri, 879 nucleotides long. RefSeq lists its product as uncharacterized. The transcript has 3 exons. Lineage: Eukaryota; Fungi; Ascomycota; Pichiomycetes; Pichiales; Pichiaceae. Bases 1 to 879 code for a protein of 292 amino acids. The record is from RefSeq and is a predicted model, not a curated record.